Messenger RNA from Equus quagga, 486 nucleotides. RefSeq names its product TGF-beta receptor type-2-like. The transcript has 2 exons. Gene Ontology annotation, cellular component: membrane. The annotation marks the transcript as partial. Gene Ontology annotation, biological process: protein phosphorylation. Lineage: Eukaryota; Metazoa; Chordata; Mammalia; Perissodactyla; Equidae. The record is from RefSeq and is a predicted model, not a curated record. Gene Ontology annotation, molecular function: ATP binding; transforming growth factor beta receptor activity, type II; metal ion binding.
UUUCUCCUGCCCAUCCCAGUUAAUAAUGACAUGAUGGUCACUGACAACGACGGUGCAGUCAAGUUUCCACAAUUUUGUAAAUUUUGCAACGUGAGCUCUUCCAUCUGUGACAACCAGAAAUCCUGCAUGAGCAACUGCAGCAUCACGUCCAGAUGUGAGAAGCCACGCGAAGUCUGUGUGGCUGUCUGGAGAAAGAAUGAUAAGAACAUAACACUAGAGACGGUUUGCCAUGACCCCAAGCUCACCUACCAUGGAUUUGUUCUUGAAGAUGCUGCUUCUCCAAAGUGUAUUAUGAAGGAAAAAAAAGUGUCUGGCGAGACUUUCUUUAUGUGUUCCUGUAGCUCUGAUGAGUGCAACGACCACAUCAUCUUCUCAGAAGGUGAGUUUUCUUCUCUCGAGGGUCUGGAGCCCGACUUCCUCUGUGUUGAUUUCCUGUGCCCCUGGUCUGCUGUCUCCCAGUCCAUCCUCCUGUGGCUGAGGCUGAGA